Musa acuminata subsp. malaccensis (wild Malaysian banana) is the source of this 583-nucleotide messenger RNA. The record is from RefSeq and is a predicted model, not a curated record. Lineage: Eukaryota; Viridiplantae; Streptophyta; Magnoliopsida; Zingiberales; Musaceae.
AGGUUGCGAUAUCAAACUAUAGAUAAUCUCGAUUUUGGCACUUGUUGAGGCAAUGGGAAUGAGCUUUGAAAUCCCUCCUAUCAGCGUCAGGUACUCGUCUCCCCAAGGAGGCCAACUUCUGCGACCGAGUUGUGAGCUCUUCCUCUUCAGCGCACAGGCUGCCGUCUCGGUGCAUUCAGUCUCCGCCAUCGCCGCCGGCAGUCGGGGAGGAGAUCGAUCCAAGAUACGGCGUCGAGAAGUGGCUUGUGCCGGCGGGGCCGAAUCCUCUUCACCACUGAGCUCUUGCCUCGGCUGCGGUAUACCGAGUGUGAGGAGUUCUUCAUGCGUCCUCUCUGGUCCCUUCUUUCCAUCGUGUUUCCUGGAGUAUGUGCUGUGUAAGAAGAGACUGAGUGCUGUUCUUGGUUUUGCGGAGUGGAAAGGAAUCACAACGGAGGAUGUCCUCUACUUUUAAUUUCUAUGUUCGAUCUUUCAGUCAUUACUAGUUGUUGUUGCUUUGGGUAUGGCGUUCCUACUUGAGGUUUGCUUUUCUUUAUAUAUAUAUAUAGAGAGAGAGAGAGACUUGAAUAAAGAGAAGGUUGAUUUG